AUGUUGACGCGUGUUUGUCCUGCGCUCCACUCGGGACCAGCCCGGGGAUGCCAUAUCGGGCUACCGACGUUUGUUUUCGGGCGCGCCGUCCUAGAUUGGGCAGAGAUAGAACGCGCCCGUCGCGCCCGCCACCCCGGCCAUCACCCCACUGGCACAGAAGCGCACGCCGCUAUCUCUGCCGUCACGGACCUUGGCAACGCCCUGCCGCCCGCUCCCACGCUCCUUUGCGUGUCCGCCGCCCCCGCCGUCGGCGCCGUCCAUGCUCUCGUCGCCGACGUUGUCUCUGCGACCCCUCUGGAGCAUGCGUGGCUCUGCUCGCCAUGGACGGCAUCACUGCCCGCCCCACUCGCCUCAUUCUCACCGCCAGCCAUCUCGCACUACCCAGAAGCCUCGACAUGUGAACACAUCCUCGAUCGCCCCAGCGCGCCCCCCACGAUCAUGCGGCCAGCGGCUCUCGCACUCGCACAAACCAGGCCGACACCGUUGGCUCUAUUCGCACACCCCAGCUUCACAGACGGGAACGCGUCCCCUCCCGAGCGCGCAGCUCAGUGAUCUUCCUCCGACCACAGUAUCCCUGCGCGUUUACCGUGCGUCCCGGGUUUCAGCUCCGUCAAACCCUGUGCCUCCGCGCCCAAUCCUGCUCACCGCCGCGGCGUCCCCACUCAAUAGCCCUCGAUCGUCUCCUCUGAAUGCGCACAGUCCAUGGGUCACGCCCCACGGUCCUUGCGCUGCUCCGCACCUCCUGUCAGGGUCUCUUGCCAUUACCGAGGGACGUCCACGGGCUGAAUCAAUAAGCCUACAUAAGCUCUCCGCUGCUCCGUUACCCCGCAGAGCCGGCCAGUCUCACGUCUCACGCAGGGGCCUGCUUCCGAGAGCACCGCAAUGCAAUAAGCUUUCGACGAUCAGGACAACCUACGCCUUCUCGAUCGACCACAAAGCGCAGGGAUCGUCCCGACCCCAGUCGGUGCGAAUGUAUGCGCCUCAAGUCAGCCCGGACUGCGCGGCUCCGCGCUGGGCGCGGAGAUGUCCAGCUUUUUAUGCUCAAGCUCAGAGUCCACGGGCAUCAUGCGCAAGCGCGUCCGUGUUUUGGCCGUUCGGUACGUUACACGCAUGCGGCAUCAAUGAGA
This is a messenger RNA of Postia placenta MAD-698-R-SB12, 1127 nucleotides long. RefSeq lists its product as hypothetical. The record is from RefSeq and is a predicted model, not a curated record. The transcript is spliced from 2 exons. Lineage: Eukaryota; Fungi; Basidiomycota; Agaricomycetes; Polyporales; Adustoporiaceae. The annotation marks the transcript as partial.